UGGCAGAACCAACUACCAAAAUUAAGAGCUCAUUUUCCAUAUCAAAUCAACUAAUUAUUAGAGUAAUAAAUUUCACUUUCUUUACACAAUAUCUUAUUGGAUUUCCUUCUUUGACUACCCCAUCAUCUCUUUUUGGCUAUAUAUGCAUAGAGUAGGCAAAACAAGAAGAUGGAUUUGCAAAGUUUCACCAAUUUGACAGCUCCCUUGUUCUUUGUUCUUGGUUUGUACUUGGUCUAUAGAUACCCAACUUUUUCUUCUCCUCAAAAAAAUAUGGCUGAAGGAUCCCCCAAAUCUAUUUAUGAUUUCACUGUCAAGGAUAUAUCGGGAAAUGAGGUACCUUUGAGCAAUUAUAGGGGAAAGGUUCUUCUUAUUGUCAAUGUCGCAUCAAAAUGUGGGUUAACAGAUUCAAACUACAAGGAGCUGAAUGUUUUGUAUGAGAAGUACAAAGAUCAAGGUUUUGAAAUUUUGGCAUUUCCUUGUAACCAGUUUCUGUGGCAAGAGCCCGGAACUAAUGAGGAGAUUCAGCAAACUGUAUGCUCCAGGUUCAAAGCUGAAUUCCCUGUAUUUGAAAAGGUUGAUGUGAACGGGGAUAAUGCUGCACCACUUUACAAGUUCUUAAAAUCAGAGAAAGGUGGUUUCCUUGGAAAUGCUGUCAAGUGGAACUUCACCAAAUUCCUUGUGAACAAAGAAGGGAAGGUUGUGGAACGAUAUGCACCCAAGACACCACCUCUUCAGUUUGAGAAAGAUAUACAAAAUCUGCUGGGUUCGUCUUGAGCACCCAGGACUACUGAAAGAUUCUAUAAGGCAAGUCUUAGAGUCCAGCAUAUCUACACCUUUAGUUGGAAGCUUUACAUUGUUCUGUCUUUUUCCUUCUUCCCUGCCUAUGAAACAAGCGAGCUUGUCCUCCGCCCCCUUCUUUUUUCCUCGUUGAUGUACUUUGGUUGUGUAAACUCGUUCCUCUCAACAAAUAUGUAAAAAUAAAAGUAGAUUGAUAUAUAA
Molecule: messenger RNA, 999 nt
Organism: Lycium ferocissimum
Lineage: Eukaryota; Viridiplantae; Streptophyta; Magnoliopsida; Solanales; Solanaceae
Product: probable glutathione peroxidase 2
Exons: 7
Coding region: 169-774 (201 amino acids)
Biological process (GO): response to oxidative stress
Cellular component (GO): cytosol
Molecular function (GO): glutathione peroxidase activity
Source: RefSeq, a predicted model, not a curated record